AUGGCGCAGGUUCUCGCCAGCGGAAGCGGUUGUGACCUGGUAGAUUUAGUACUAGCGACUUCGAAAUCCAUCUUGCAGAUUGCCAAAGUUCUCAGUGGUCGCCAGACUGAUAGAGAAGUAAAGAAGCUCUUGCGUCUUUUCAUCGUCCACUGCAUGCUGGUGUUUGACCAGGUCCAGCGGAUUAGGACUUUCCUGGUCACAGAAAACGACCUCCUUCGUCGAGUUCUCGGCUUGUUUGAGUCUCUUAUCGCGCUCGAUGCCACAUCGAAUCAUCCUUAUGGACGUCAGCAGGGGCUCAAUAAGCGUUGGGAUGUCAUACGGACCCAGAAUUCGGAUGCCAAACUUGCAUUUGCCAGCCAUUGUUUGGUCUUGGACCGAACUUCGACCCUGCAUGCUUUGGAUGAGUCCUUCAAUGUGUGGGAGGAAGACGUGAUAGCAAAAUAUCCAGAAGAUGGAUUGGACUGGUCAUUAGAUAACUACAGCACAGGAAAAGAGAGAAGAACAGAGCCAUCAUACGCUGUGCAUAGCGCAGCACGGUCAAUGUUCAAGGCUCUUGCUCAAAGCACGAGUUGUGAGUGCUGUACCAAGCAUGAUGCUCUGCUCUGUCUUCGCACAUACAGCACGCCUGAAGUUUAUCAAGGCGAUGAUAAUGAAUCCAAUGACUUUGAGAUGCUCCUUUCAUCGCACCAUGACUGGCAAGAAAUACAUGUGCGCACUAUCCGGGAACGUGCUGUGCACUUCAUUGUCGACAACGAGACACAGCCAUCGCUACCACCGAAGGAAGAACUGGACUACAAGCCUAUGCCAGUCAAGAAACUCUGUGAUCAGCUAAGAAAGAUGCAACAAAUGGCCUCAAAAAGGCUCGAGCUCAAGGUCGAGAACGGUCAUCUCUUCAAGCUGCGGUCCGAAAAGAGCAAGUUUCGCAUCGACAAAAGAAAAGCCCCCGUAUCAUUGCAAGAGUUCAUUAGAGAUAGCCCUCGAUCCCUAACAGAAAAAACCAAACGAAUCCUCGCCGUUUUAUUAAGCUAUACAGUUCUUCAUCUACAUGAUACCCCAUGGCUUCAACCCAGUUGGAAUUCCUCAACCAUCCUAUUUUUUCAAACAUUGUCCGCCAAUAUUCCCUUACGACCGUUUAUACAAACUCAAAUAACUGUUGAAGAUCUCAAUGAUCAGGGUCAGGACGAGCAAAAGCCCCAACCCAAUGCUGGUGGUGUUGAGUUCCUUGGGAGAGAUCCUGACGGUACGGAUCCUGACGACAUAUUUACGGAUCCCGAUGAAAUCGAGCAUCCAUUUCCAACUCUAGUCACCCUUGCUAUUGUACUCAUGGAGCUGUAUUUAGCGGCGCCAUUCGAUAUACUCGCCAAGAACUGUGAUUUGGACUUUGAUGGAAAUGUCGACAGGGGAUCGCUCAAUGUGGCAUCCGUGUUCAACGAAUAUAAGCGAGAAAUUCCCCAAAAUUCUCAAUUUCAUUAUGCUUUAGAAAAGUGCCUCGAUCCUAGGAUCUGGAAAGACAACAAUGGUCGGAAGCUCGAUAAUCAGGCGCUGAGCAUCAGGCUUUAUAGAGAGGUUGUCCGACCACUUGAAGAUGAGCUGUGUGAUGCCUUUGACUUUAUCAAAAUCGAGGAAAUCGAUGCAACUGCCGAGAAUUUGGACUUCAGGAGCUGGGGACAGGCGAUUUAUCAACAUGAGGAAGAUGCUUCUUCCUGGGGCAUGCCAGUAUCUCUAACAGAGGAAAUAUUCUCCAAUCAACGCCGUGAUUGGGCAAAGAUAAAUCCUCCUAUUUCGUCUCAUGCCCCUAGCCCUUGUUUCGGAUCAGGCCAUCACUUACCUACGGGCUCUGAGUACGUGGCCGCUCAGUUCUAUGACGAUGAAAAGCCUUCCGAUAGCCAUUCACGUCUAGAAAUGGACGAUUAUAUGCAAUGGAGAUUGAAACAUCAAGCGGUCCAUCGGAAGUUCAUAGAUCCCUUCCUAAAACAACUGCCAGGGAAUCCCGUCAAAAUUGCGGUCCUUGACUCCGGCGUAGACGACACACAUAUAUUACUCGAUACUGGCCAAAUUAAACUUAAGAGAAAUUGGACGACAGCAAAGAAGAAGGAUGUUACCGAUCACUUUGGUCAUGGAACCUUUACAGCUAGUUUAUUGAUAGAUUAUGCUCCGGACUCGCAAUUAUUCAUUGCUAAGGUUGCUGAAGGAGCUCCCUCGCCUCCUGAAGUCGUUGCAGAGGCAAUAAUGACAGCUGUAGAUGAGUGGAAGGUCGACAUUAUCUCUAUAUCUUUUGGAUAUCCUACCAACCAGAUGGAAGGCUAUGAGCAGCUUGAAAAUGCCAUAUUAUAUGCCUAUUCCAAGCGCGUUCUUCUUUUUGCGGCUGCCUCAAACAGCGGGGCGAACCUAGACCGAGCCUAUCCUGCUCGCGAUCCUCACGUCAUCUGCGUUCACUCAACGGACUCGAACGGGAACAGGUCGAGAUUCAGCCCAACACCGCUUGCUCAAGAAUCCAACAUUGCUACCGUUGGGGAAGCCGUCGAGUCUGCAUGGCCUGUCAAGCUCUGCAACACGGAAACAAACUCACAGUGUGUACAAUGGAAGUCGGGAACCUCAUCUGCCACGCCAAUAUUAGUAGGCAUUGCGGCAUUCCUCUUGCAGUAUGCCAGGAUUCACCUGCCAGACAAAGCCCAUAUGCUAAGGCGUCAAGAGAAGAUGAAGAGCGUGCUUUUGAAAAUAUCUGACAAGACUCAGCAAUCUAUAACCCGUGAUGGUUAUAACUACAUUGCACUCAAUCUGUUUGCGGAUAAUCUCUUUGGGAAAAGCAAAGUUUUCAUAGAUGAAACCAUUGGGGAGUUGUUGAAACGUUAA
Molecule: messenger RNA, 2853 nt
Organism: Clonostachys rhizophaga
Lineage: Eukaryota; Fungi; Ascomycota; Sordariomycetes; Hypocreales; Bionectriaceae
Source: the annotation of a GenBank genome assembly